This is a messenger RNA of Haemonchus placei, 1449 nucleotides long. The record is from the annotation of a GenBank genome assembly. Lineage: Eukaryota; Metazoa; Nematoda; Chromadorea; Rhabditida; Trichostrongylidae.
AUAUAUUCAGAGCGCAUGUUGAAACGGUUGCUUCAGAGGGUCGUAGCAACGAUGACGAAAGUUGCAGAAGUGGCUGAAAGUAAAUCUGAAGCUGUUCUCCACGAUGUACAAUCUGGCAAAAUCGAAAAGCACUCGGCAGGGACUGCAAAGGAUCGAAUCAAAAGGGCGAGAUAUGCGAUGCUUCUGGCUUAUCAGGGAAGAGAAUAUUUUGGUAUGCAGGUGCAAAAAGAACAUCCGACAAUUGAAGGGCAAUUGAUCAAUGCUAUGAAUAAGUUAGGAUGGAUUACUGAUGAAAUGAAAGAACAACCGAACCUUUUUCAUUUUCAAAGAGCAGCUCGUACUGACAGAGCGGUUUCAGCUGUAAGGCAGAUUUGCAGUAUGGAGCUACCAAGGAGUGACGAGUACUCAGAAACAGGAGCCAAUGAACUUAAUAAUCUGCUACCGCAGGAUAUUCGUGUCAUAGCUAUGCGCCGUGCGACGAAUGCAUUUCAUCCGCAGAAAAUGUGCUGCGCAAGGACGUACAGUUACACUUUGCCAACCUUCGCAUUUGCGAAGCCGACGCAGCUAACUAAUGCUGCUUUCCGCAUCAGCAAAGAAACAAUUGAUGAAAUCAAUUCUGUUCUCAGUAUAUACAAAGGCACACACAACUUCUUCAAUUAUACCUCACGACGGUAUUUCAGCCUUCAAAAUCUAUUAGAGAUAGCAGUAAACAACGCCCUUUCGGUGUUCAGGGAAUUUGAUGAUCGAAGUUGCCAUCGGUAUAUAUUAUCUUUUGAAUGUGGCGAGCCCUUCCUAUUUCAUGACGACAUUCGAAAUGAAGAUGUCGAGUUCAUUCAACUUACUGUGAAAGGACAGAGCUUUAUUUUACAUCAGAUCAGGAAAAUGGUUGGCAUGGUAAUUACUGUUAUUCGCGAACUUCAGUACAAGAGUUAUAUUCAGAGAACCUUCGAGAGCGAAAGAGUGGACGUACCAAAGGCUCCAGGACUUGGUUUGCUACUAGAACGGGUACACUAUGAUCUCUACGACAGAAAACAUGCAAAAACUCAUGAACCGUUGACUGACUGGGGUAGCGCUGUAGAAGCACGCAUCGAGGAAGUGAAGUUCGAGCUUAUCACCAAAGAAAUUUUACUCUCGGAACUGCGGCACCAGUCAAUGUUACAGUGGUUGGCCGACUUAGUAAGGCAUGAUUUCUGUGCAGACCCUACAGCUGAGGAAGUACAAAAGCAAGGGUUCCUCACAAUGGCUGUCGCUAAGGCUGAUGAGGCCAGAGAGGAAGCUGCCAAUGAAGCCGUUCAUGAUGCUGAUACUAAAAGCGACGAGAAGGGUCAAAGUCAAGUAAACGGUGCUCCUGCUGUUGAUGCUCUCGAAACGGAGCAAAAGCCAUCAGAGGUAUCAUUCCCAUUACAGUUUAUUCAUUACCAGUGGUAUUCACUUGUUUUUGUUUGGUAA